Molecule: messenger RNA, 1892 nt
Organism: Daktulosphaira vitifoliae (grape phylloxera)
Lineage: Eukaryota; Metazoa; Arthropoda; Insecta; Hemiptera; Phylloxeridae
Product: beta-hexosaminidase subunit beta-like
Exons: 8
Coding region: 161-1762 (533 amino acids)
Biological process (GO): glycosaminoglycan metabolic process; carbohydrate metabolic process; ganglioside catabolic process
Cellular component (GO): membrane
Molecular function (GO): beta-N-acetylhexosaminidase activity
Source: RefSeq, a predicted model, not a curated record
UAACUACUUAUCAGUUGGAGUUGAGUAUCAAGACAGAGACCACGUUUACGAACAUAACGAUACGUUUGUACCUUUACUUAAACAUCGUUGAUUUUAAUUAUACUUGUACAUAAUUUAUCACAAAAUAUAUUUAAAUUCUUAAUUCAAUCGUUAAAAAAAAAUGUUACUUCUAAAUCGGUUUUGUUUGAAUGUGAAUUUGUGUAUUGUUAUUUAUUUGGUAGAUUUUAUAAUAUGUGUUAAUAAUAAUGGUCCUUGGGUAAAAAUGAGCCACGGUCAAGUUUGGCCAAAACCUAUGGAACAGCGGAAUACUAAUGAAUACUACUUAAUUGAGCCAAAAAAUUUCCGAUUACAAGUUUUACAAAAUAAUUGCGAUGAUCUUCAAAAUGCCAUAAAGAGAUAUAAAAAAAUGUUAUUCAUUAAAGGAAACAAUGCUAUAAAAAAUACAAUUUCUUCAAUUAGUGAUGAAAAUAAUAACUCAGUGAAAAAAUUGGACUCAUUAAAAAUAUAUCUAGAAAACUACUGUGAAAAGUAUCCUUCUUUAGAUAUGAAUGAAACAUACACAAUUAAUAUUACACAUUCCAUUGGUGUUUUAACAGCAGUUUCAAUUUGGGGAAUUUAUAGAGGCCUAGAAACGUUUUCGCAAUUAGUUUACUUAACAGAAGAUGGAACGUUUCAAGUACGAGGAACAUUUAUAAAAGACUAUCCAAAAUACUCACAUCGUGGAUACAUGUUAGAUACGUCUCGUCAUUUCUUAGAUGUAAAAACUAUUUUAACUUCAUUAGAUGCAAUGGCUUAUUCUAAACUUAAUGUUUUUCAUUGGCAUAUAGUAGAUGAUCCGAGCUUUCCUUUUGAGAGUACUUCAUUUCCAAAACUCAGUGAAAAAGGAGCUUAUGAUAAAUAUUCUGUUUAUACAAAAGCCGAUGUUAAACACAUUAUUGAGUAUGCAAGGUUACGAGGCAUUCGUGUAAUUCCGGAAUUUGAUACACCAGAUCAUACUGGAUCAUGGGGUCCUGGUGGUCAACCAGGAUUAUUAACACAAUGCUCUGAAUCAGAUCCUACUAUUCUAGGUCCAAUUGAUCCAACAUUAAAAGAGAACUAUGAUUUUCUUAAAACUCUUUUUACUGAAGUUAAAGGAUUAUUUCCCGAUGAGUACUUACAUCUUGGGGGUGAUGAAGUCAGACAUGAUUGUUGGGAUAACAACACCAGGAUUGUGAAAUUCAUGGAGGAUCACAAUAUGAGCAGUAUUUUAGACUUAGAAAAUUAUUAUUUUCAAAAUGUGUUUGAGAUAACAAACACAUUAAAUUUUAAGUCAAUUGUAUGGGACGAGCUAUUUAACAAUAAAGUUCAAUUGGAUCAAAAUUCAAUUGUUCAAGUAUGGCAAGGAGAUUACAUCAAUAGAACAUUAAAUGUCUUAGAAUCUGGACAUUAUGCUUUACUGUCUAGCUGCUGGUAUUUAAACUAUGUACAAUAUGGAACAGAUUGGUUAGAAUACUAUAAUUGUGAUCCCAAAAAUUUUUUCAUUAAACCGGAAUACAAUCAUUUAUUUUUGGGUGGUGAAGCUUGUAUGUGGGGUGAAUUUGUAGACGAUUCGAAUGUAUUGCAAUUUUCAUGGCCAGGUGCGAGUGCUGUUGGAGAAGUGCUUUGGUCGCACACAACAAAUGAAACUGAAGCUGCCCCGAGACUUGAAGAACACAUCUGUAGAUUGAAACGUAGAGGAAUACCAGCAAAACCAUCCAAUGGUCCUAGUUUUUGUUACUAUUAAAAUAUAUAAAACACAUCGAUUUUUAAUUUCAUAACCGAAAAUACAUAUGAUUUUAUAUAAUAUGGUCCAAAGAGUAAAAUGUGUAAAUUAACAUUUGACACAUUUAACAAUUAUACUGAUUUGAGACGAA